UCAUGUGAUGUUGUUGAACACAGAAGCCACAGCCAGAGAGAAACUGUGAGGAUCAGUGUGGAAUAAAAGGUAUCCAAAGACAUGUUCACAGUCCAGAUUGCCAGUCUUAUUUUAAUUUACAGGUUGGCCAAACUAAGACACUUUCGAGGAGCUUGAUUUUCGUGACUAUUUUUGCUUUCGAUCUCCUCCAACUCUUGGCUAACUAUGUGAGCUCAUGCUAGCUCGAUAGUACCAACAAUCGCCCAGGCUGAAGCUAGGGCGCAGCAGUAGCGGAGCCGCUGAGCCGACGAUCACUUCCGACAGCUCCGUAUGGAUUUGACGUCGGCAUACAUUGUUGCUUGAUGUGUUACAAAGGGUCGAUUACCAACGAUUUCGAAGAUGGGGGAACCUGGUGACCUUAAGCACUUCGUAAAGUGUGACGUCACUUUGGAGGGCUCAUUUCUCUGAUUUGGAUUAUUCUUGGCCAGCAGCUUCUUCAGGCCUACUAUCCUAGACGAGUUUCUCAAUGGACACUCUGCUCAGAGAAGAGGGGAGUGGUGCCUCGGUCAAGGUUGAAGGCCUAUCCAAGGCAGCCCUAAUCAAAAGUCUGUCUCCCAGAGUGAUGCUGUCCAACCAUUUCUUGCCGAAAGGGACCAAGACGAAGGUCAACCUGGAGGAUCAGGGUCGUCAGAAGGUGUCCUUCAGCUUCUCGCAGACCAAGAAGCCACUGCAAAGCCUGUUCUUCAUCCCUGCCAGCCCUGACAAAUCUAUUGCUGAACCUCAGGCUGCCUUGUCACAGUCAACCUCAGACAAAGUAGGGCAGAGUACAGACAGCAAGAAUGAACAAAAGCAGACACCCGUGGUGCCAACAUCAAUAGCAGAGACACCUUCUCAAACACCAGUCUCCUCAGCCACUAAACUGAAACCGGACUUAGCAAAGAUGCAUUUCAAGAAGCAAAUUCUCAAUGUCUCUGUGACUGAAGAGAAUACAACAUCUGUUAUGCCAGAGGAGCAGCACUCCUCUGAAUUGCAGGUUUUGCAGAUGUCAACAAGUAAGAGUGCAACUGAAUUCCCAACACCCCAGCCUCAGAAUGUCGCCAGUGUCUGCCCGUCUGAGAAUGCUCACAUCGAAGGCUCUGAGACAAGGGUACCCACCAGCCUCAAGAAGCCCACUGUUUUCUCAGGAAAAGAUGGAGAGACUUCCAGCAGUACUGAGCAGGAUAAUAAGGUGUACAAAAGGAAAACCAGGUCCCAGUCUGAUAGUGCUCCCCCUGGCUCAGAAUCUGAUGGAGAUUCAGUCCAGAUGUCCUCCGGUCGCAAAUCAAUUGACUCCAAAAGUAAAACAAACUCUGACAGCAGAAGCAAAGAGGGGAAAAAGUCUUCCUCUGGUUCACAUGUGGAAGAAAAGGAAAAAAGUUCCUGUAAGCGGUCAGAAAAUCAUGAAAGGUCUUCUAGUUACUCCAAAUCAGACCGCGAUUCUAGACACACAUCGUCACGUUCGGCUCGAUCAGACAAAGAUCGCAGAAGGUCCAGGUCUAGAUCACGGUCUCGAUCAAGAGGGUCUCGAACAAGUUCAUCUCACUCCAGAUCAGAGAGGUCCAGAGGUGACAGGGGAUCUCGCUCUGAAAGGUCAUACUAUCAUGACUCUGACCGGAGAUCACACAGGACUUCUCCACGCAGAGAGAGAAGAUGUUCUCGUUCUCGCACUGACAGAACUCGAGACAGUUCUGACUCCGAGGAUGACCACAGGAAGACAAGGACAAGGACAAGUGACUCAAGUAGAUUAUCUGUACAUUCAAGCUCACAUAAAGAGUCAAAAUCAUUGUCUUACUCAAAAUCUGAGAAAGUCUCUAAAUCUGUAGAUUCUCCUCUAUCGUCAGAGUUAGAUAAAAGAACGCAAUCAUCAAAGUCUGAAAGGUCCUCAAAGCGAAUAUCAGACUCUGAUUCGCAGCACAAGUGCUCUCCUGAUCUUGACUCCAGUUACCGUAAAUCUAGCACCCAUCACAAGUCAGAGACCAACAGCAAAUCCUCUUCUUCAAGUAUACAUACCCACUCUCAAACAUAUGAAAAAUGCCAAAAAAGCAGCUCCAGUGACUCUGAGGCAGAUCAUAAGGGAAAAUCACAGGGCUCUGACAAAAUCUCUGUUUCAGAGGAGAAGAGUAAAAGCUCGCUAAAGAAAACCAGUAGGCCAGACUUGAAACAAAUGACCCCUCCUAGAUCUUCUAUGAAAACCACUGGACAUGAUAGACAAUCAGAGGACACGUUCCACAGCUCCAGCAAAGCAGCAUCAUGUGCAACCCCCACAGAAAUAUGUUCUCAGAGUGAAAAUGAAAAAUCAGAUUCCCAUCAAGAUGGAAAUGAACAUAGUAAUCGGGAUGUUAAGGACAUGGUUUCAUGUAUUGAAAAGGGUUUGCAAGAAUCAUCAUCCAAAAGAGCAAAAGAAACUAAAUCAGGUCUUGAAGUUGAGAAUAAAAAUACUUCAGCUAUAACCUCAAUUGAUAGCAUAGCGCAUGUUGAUGCUGCCCUGGAAAACUUGACCAAUAUGAAGGAUAGCCCUUCUUCUAAUAAUCGACCACAUGUGAACUCAAAUGCAGCUGUCUUAAUUUUAUGCAGUAGUAAUGACAGUAUAGUAUGCAGCCAGGACAAGAAAGUCGUUGACUGUUCACCAGGGCCAAAAUCCUUACCUGAUACAGUGGAUAUACCUGUCACACAUGAUGUCCAGCAGAACACUAAACCAGAGAUUGGAGAGCUGAUUAAAGUUGAUAAGCAGUAUGACACAAGUGUGCUGCUCAAAUUGGAGUCCUCAUGUCUUGAAUCUGAGAACCAGCUGUCAUGUGGACAGCAAAGUAUGGAUACUGUUAAAAAGAGCAGCGGUACUACCAAAAAGUCCCGGUGGGAUAUUGUUGGGCAGGACACCUCAGAGAGUGAUAAUUCACAGAGGACACUUGGUGCUGAGAGUAAACCUACCAUUAAAAAAGUGAUCUCUGUCAAAAAAAUAGAGUUUUCUAAAGACAAUAGCCAACAAGACUCUGAAAGUAUAGAUAAUAUUCAACAAGAAGCUGAAACACAUUCCACACUGGUAAAGCAGACUGAGAUCUCUAAGCAGGAGGUCGGCUCAGACAGCACAUCCAUAACCAAUAAAUACAAAGACCAAAGUGAGUCUCCACAAGCAAGCACCAGCAUUGACCACUGUGACUUAAAACUGACUGUUUCUCAGAAAACAAACUCCAAUGAGCUUCUGCACAUAAAAGAUACAUCACCGGUUAAUACAGCUGCAAAGAUUAAGAGCUGGAAUGGAAAUGAUCGUGAUGAAAAAUCAAAGGACCGUGAUCACAAAAGCAAAUUGAGUAAGAGAACAUCACUUCAUCAGGAUGCAUUAGGAGGACAGAGUGAGGCCAGUGAUAGUGACAAUUCAGAAUAUGACUCAGAUUGUGGCGAAGCUAUAAAACGAUUACACUCUGUGGUGGUGGUGCCAAAGAAUUCUUCCAUAACAAUGGAUACACAGGACACAGGAGCUUCCUGCAGUCCUAUGAAUAUUUCAGAACUGCAUGAUGCUAAUAUAGCAGCUGACGUGAAUACCCCUGAAGUACUAAAUCAAGUAAGCUCGCAACAAAGACAGGGAAGUCCUUCCACUGCAUUUGGGGAGACCAGUGGUCAGUGUGUUGGUGUAAAUGACUCAUCCAAUAACAGUAUGUUGUGUCAGUCCCAGAGCAAUAUGAUUGAUAGCACCAGUCACUCCGAGGGUUCCAGCGCCAUCAGUGGCCUGCCUUACAUGGCUGGUCAUAUCAGUGCCCAUGGAAGUCUCACAGAUCCUCCUCACAGCCUUGAUAAUUCCAGACAGUGUGAACAAGGGCACAAACAGCAUACCAUAAGCAGCAGAGGUGAACGGAUGUACUCUCAUUACCAACAUGGUGAUUUCUCAAAUGCUGAUAAUAUCAACGACAAGAAUGGAUUUGUCCUGGGUUGGGAUUUUUCGCAACCAGAGCAGCCAAGUAGUACAUACCAGCAGCCUGAUAGCAGUCAUGGGCCACAGUUACCAAACACUAAACUGACAGGAACCUCUCCCAAGGGACAGGAGCACAGGCAGAGUAAUGCCUCCUGGAAUCAUCAAUCCCCAAACAUGCAGACUAGCAGAAAACUCUACCUCCAUGCACAUGAACAUUAUCAGGAUUCUGCAGGUGAAAUCCAUCCUGAUUCUCUAACUAGUGAUCAUGAUGACUACAGUGGGGAUAAACCCUCAAAUCUUAGUAAAACAGCUGUUGAAUGGAGUGGACCUAACACUGCAGGGUCAUCAAGCUUUGUUCAAGGUCAUGAAAUAAGCAGCAACAGCAGGGGCUCUGUUGUGCCUGACCCCCCUAGAGAAGACAAUUUUAGACCCCACAGAGGCAGGGGCCCUCCCAAGAAAAGGCGUCCAGAGAUUGAAUCAGAUUCAGACAAUGAGGCAGAGGCUGGGCCUGCAGGCAAAAGGGAGCGUCAAGGAGAUACCGACAUUUCUAAGGAAACUCUUGUCAAAUUUGAGGUGCAACGUCCAUCACUCACUCUGCAGGACUUUCAAGACGGCAAUAAAUGGAAAGAGUUGUCAAAGUCUAAAAAGAUGCCCCCUUACUUUGACUUGAUUGAGGAGAACCUGUACUUGACUGAGAGAAAAAAGAGCAAAUCACACCGAGAUAUCAAGAGGAUGCAGUGUGAGUGCCCAGUGCUGCCCAGAGAUGAGCGCUCAAGGGGAGUAUUAGCAUGUGGGGAAGACUGUUUAAACCGGCUGCUGAUGAUUGAGUGCUCAUCGCGGUGCUUAAAUGGAGUCUACUGCUCUAAUCGACGGUUUCAGAUGAAACAACAUGCAGACUUUGAGGUUAUCCUCACAGAAGACAAAGGCUGGGGACUACGGGCAGCUACAAAUUUGGCUCCAAACACCUUUGUACUGGAAUACUGUGGGGAGGUGCUGGACCACAAGGAGUUCAAAACAAGAGUGAAAGAAUAUGCUCGCAAUAAGAAUAUCCAUUACUACUUCAUGUCUCUAAAAAAUAAUGAGAUCAUUGAUGCAACGCUGAAGGGUAAUUGCUCUCGGUUUAUGAACCAUAGCUGCGAGCCCAACUGUGAGACCCAAAAGUGGACUGUUAAUGGCCAGCUUAGAGUUGGGUUCUUCACCACCAAGGCUGUCAAUGCAGGAACUGAACUGACAUUUGAUUACCAGUUCCAGAGAUACGGCAAAGAAGCACAGAAAUGCUUCUGUGGUGCACCUAGCUGCAGGGGCUUCCUAGGUGGAGAGAACAGAGUUAGUGUUCGAGCAGCUGGAGGGAAGAUGAAGAAAGACCGCAGUCGAAAGAGCGCUCUCACCACGGUUGAUGAGGAACUGGAGGCGUUACUGGAGAAUGGAGAAGGCCUGUAUGAUGAGAAGCAGGUGGUGUCUCUCUGCAGACUAAUGGUCCGAGUGGAAACCAUGGAGCAGAAACUCAUCUGUCUCAAGCUCAUACAGGAUACUCAAAAUCCAUCAUGCCUGAAGCAGUUCCUCGACCAUCAUGGAUUGUCUUUGCUGUGGAUCUUCAUGGUGGAGCUUUCUGAAGCUAAAGGCAACAGUGCAAAUAACAUCAAACUGCAGUUAGAGAUUAUGAAGACCCUGACUGUGCUUCCCAUCUCAACUAAGAACAUGUUGGAGGAGAGCAGAGUCCUGACCUUCAUUCAGCGAUGGGCCCAAACAAAAACUCUCCCUCACCCUGCUGAGAUGGAUGGCUACUCCAGUGAGAACACCUCCCGUGCUCAAACACCACUCAACACUCCUGAUGGCUCUUCAACCAAACUGGGGCCAGAAUUGGAUGGUGAUACCUCCAAACCUGCUGUGUACCGCCGCCUUAAAAUCAUCAGUGAAAACAGUCUGGACAGUGCCCUCUCUGAUGCGAGCAAAGCAUCCGAUGGGAAGGAGGAGGAGGAGGAGGAGGAAGAUGAAGAAGAAGAUGAAUCUUCACAAGCUGGACUUUCUGAUGGCAAACAGUUGAAGGCUGACCCAGUGUGUGAAGCUGCAGAUCCAACGAAAGAUACAAUGGAAGAGUCAGAGAAAGAGGUCAAAGAUGAGAAACAGGAAGAGGCAGAGAUGGGUUCAAGCAGUCACCACCAGCCUCAAACUGAGGAGGUGAAAGACAAAAUGGAGUUGGAUUUGGAGAAGAAGGACAUAGAAAUGAAAGAAGACAAAAGUGAGGGUCUGAAGGAUGAACUUGAGGAGUCAAAGGAGACUAGUGAGGAACAGGAGAGUGGGGACGAGCAGACCGGUGUGGCAGUGACAGAAAAGGCUGAACUGGAAAGUGACCAGCCUGCUGUAAAAGUUGUUGAGCCAGAGAGUCUGUCCAUCCAAACAGAUGUUGCUGAUCUUCCACCUGAGCAGCCUUUAGAGCAGAUGGAAGCCCAGGAAGAGACAGAAGAGGCUGAGAAAGCUCUUCUUGCCAGUGAGGCACAACCUAAUGAAUCUACCACUGAUGCUCCCCCAAGCUCUGAGAUCCCAGAAGCCAGUAUGCCGUCUGAGGUCACAGCAACCCUCGUGGACCCAUCAGUGAUAGGAACUCCUUCUCAGGAUGAAGAGGAAGGUGUCUCAGAUGUGGAGAGUGAGAGGAGUCAGGAGCCCCAGCUCACUGCUUUGGACAUAAGUGGCAUGGCUGCCAGGCUUCUGGAAAGCUGGAAGGAUCUAAAGGAGGUGUACAGAAUACCAAAGAAGAGUCAGGUGGAAAAGGAAGCAAAUGAUCGCAGCCGAGAUCGAGACACAGCUUUGACACCACGAACAACUUCUGGUAGCCGAGAACGUGAAAGGGAGCGAGAGAAGGAGAGGGAACGAGACAGAGACAGAGAUUAUGACAGAGACAGAGAUCGAGACUGGGAAAGGGAAAGGGAAAGGGACAGGGAGAGGGACAGAGACAGAGACAGAGACAGAGAUCGUGAUCGGGACCGUGAUCGAGUCUCUGACAAAACUCCCCGCAGCACUGAGAGACGGAGGAGACGCUCUGCGUCUCCACCACCCUCAUCCUACGAAAGGAGUAGUCGACGCACUGAGGAACGGUUUGAUCCAUCUAACAGCAACAAGACACCAAGGGGUGUCGGUGGCAAGGAGCGCAACAAGCUGUCCACAGAGGAACGCAGAAAGCUGUUUGAGCAGGAGGUUGCUCAGAGGGAAGCCCAGAAACAACAACAGCUUCAACAGCAGCAGCUUCAAACUAUGGCUUAUGACCCUGCUCUGGCCUAUGCCUCCAGCCCUGGCUUUAUUACCUACCCCCCUGGAUAUCCCAUCCAGACCUUUGUGGAUCCCUCCAACCCCAAUGCAGGCAAAGUACUGCUCCCGACCCCUUCAGUUGAACCCACCCUGAACUAUGAACAGACUCCUCCUCAGCGUCUUAUCUCAGACCUGGGACUGCCCUCUCCAUCUUCCACUUCCCAAGCCACUCCAGUCUCGAAUCUCUCUCAGCACAUCACCACCACCAACCUCGCCACCAACCCCCAGCAGUAUGCCCAGCCAACUGUAGCAACCCAGGAUGCAGGUGUAGCUGUCCUCUCUGUACCAGCCCAAACGGCCCCUCAGGUACAGAACCAACAGAGCUACACCACCCUCUGGGACCCCACCACUCAGCAGGCAGUGACUGUGCAGACCCAGCCAGCUCAGCAGUAUGCCACAGCUCCAGCACAGGCCCAGACACAGACAGCCAUCUAUUACCAGGGCCAGCCAUGCCAAACCAUCUACAGUAUCCCCACCGCCUACCCUCAGGCUAACACUCCAGUCAUACAGGCGUACACUGAACCCACAGCCAGCUACCUGCAUGGCCAGCCAGUAUAUCCUGGCCAUCAACAGGGAGUGGUGGUACAGCAGGGAGGCACAGUCACCACCAUUGUAACAUCCCAAACUUUGCAACAGGAAAUGAUUGUACCCAACAAUGUGAUAGACCUGCCUCCUCCCUCUCCCCCCAAACCCAAAACUAUUGUCCUACCACCCAACUGGAAAGUGGCUCGGGACCCUGAAGGCAAGAUCUACUACUACCAUGUUGUCACAAGGCAAACACAGUGGGACCCUCCAACCUGGGAAGGAAGUAGUGACAACGCUAGUGUGGACCAUGAAUCUGAGAUGGACCUGGGAACACCCACCUAUGACGAGAAUCCUUCCAAGUUCUCCACAAAGACCGCUGAAGCUGACACUUCGAGCGAACUGGCUAAGAAGAGUAAAGAGACGUUUCGCAAAGAGAUGUCCCAGUUCAUAGUGCAGUGUUUAAAUCCUUAUCGGAAGCCAGACUGCAAAUUGGGACGCAUCAGCAACACAGAAGACUUCAAACACCUGGCUAGAAAGCUAACUCACGGAGUCAUGAAUAAGGAGCUGAAAGCAUGCAAGAAUCCUGAGGACCUUGAGUGUAACGAGAAUGUGAAGCACAAGACCAAGGAGUACAUUAAGAAGUACAUGCAGAGAUUUGGCUCAGUGUACAGGCCCAAGGAAGACACAGAGGUGUACUAGCCUCAGAGGCCACAGAUGUUACACUUUCUCUGCGUUACCACAGGAGACGCAUAGAUUUGCCUUUCCAUUCACUCCUUCAUAUAUGAAGUGGCCAGCUUGAACCGUGAAGGAGUUUCUUAACUGAUAUUUAUGACUAAGAAUUGCACUGCUGCCAAGGGAGCUCUCCAAGCCCCGUGGAUCAUGGAGGAGCCCCAUUCUAGAGACUUUCAGACACUCGAGUGCUGCUGAACGUCCUGAGACUCCAGGCGCAGUGUUCUCAAAGGAUAACACUGAGGGGUGCUACAGAUACUAAUGUUCUCACUGAACGUUUGAUUUUUAGCGUUUUUUUCCAUUUGUGGCUCUUAAAUGUUCCCGAGAUGAUCACCUCAGUUCCGCUUUUUAAUCUCUUCUAGCCCUGAAUGAGGCUUACUCAACGGAAUCACCUUCGGUAUCAUAUAUAUCAAAUUUCUUUGUUACUUUCUACUUUUAAAAAAAAUGGAUCAAUAACAGAACAGUCCAGUCCUUUUUUCCCCCGGCCUCCUUUUUCUUGUGCACGCUUCAACCCCCUGCCACUGACUUUGUAUCUGGUGCUGCUUUUAACUGGGCUGUGGAGGUCCAAGCUUCCACUCCUCAAACCCUGCCUUCUUAACCACAAGACUUUGGAGCCUCUGUUGUUUUACGAAUGCAUGAUGUAGGCUGAGGUAAGAGUGGUAUCCGUAUGGAAAUUCCUACAUUUUCCAUGUCUCCUGCUUCGAGUAAUAUGCCCUUACCGGGAUGAGCUUUUAAUCACAACACUUAGGGAUCAGCCAGUUACUAGCAGGUUGGCAAAGGGGUUAGAGAUUAAUGUUUCCACGUCUUUUAUCAAUUUAUGUAUAAUAACGGGGGCAGGGUUUGAAUGCUAUGUUUGAUGUGCUGUUUAGCUGUGUGUCAAUUUUUCCUCAUAUCCAACUCCUUUCCCAACUUGUUCUCCAUUUCCUCUUCUCACAGGAUUGAUCCUGGAAAAUGAAGUUUGUAACAUUGCAGUUUUAACAGUUUCUAAACAUCUUGUGUGUUCUGGUUCUUUUUAUCACACUUAGGCCUGCCUUGUUCCACAAACUGUCACACAUUCAUUUCCAAGUGUUUUUCAGUGGUCAAGGCAGUCUCAUUAGCAUUAGGUUACCGAUUUGAUGCAGCCUAUUAAAUUGCAUCAAACAAAGUUCCAACAUAUGUAAAUUGCUUUAUAUGUGAAUAUAUUGAAUAAUAGUUUUGGGAAUGUUUAAAUAAACUGAAACUUUGUAAAAGGACUAUCUUUCAUGAUUGAAAGUGUAAAUAAUGUGUAAAAUUACCAAAGCUGUACACAGGAGACAAGGGUCAGGGAGCACAGUGAGCCCACCCAUCCUCACCAGCUCAGCCCUCCUGAUGCAGUUACCACAUCAGUCUGUUAAACCUAGGACCCCACUGACUCACAGCCCUGUAUUUUAUUUCAGUGGUGGGGGAGAGUUAAUGUGUUUUCUUUCUUCUUUUUUUUUUUUUGUUAUUAUUUUUCUAUGUACAAAGUAAGUAAGAAAGUUUCACCCUACUCUACUGUAAGUAUUGUGUAAGCACAUUGGCAUACUGAGUGUACAAACAUUUUAAAAGAUAAU
Molecule: messenger RNA, 10053 nt
Organism: Xiphias gladius (swordfish)
Lineage: Eukaryota; Metazoa; Chordata; Actinopteri; Istiophoriformes; Xiphiidae
Gene: setd2
Product: SET domain containing 2, histone lysine methyltransferase
Exons: 22
Coding region: 506-8452 (2648 amino acids)
Biological process (GO): regulation of DNA-templated transcription
Cellular component (GO): nucleus; chromosome
Molecular function (GO): histone H3K36 methyltransferase activity; protein binding
Source: RefSeq, a predicted model, not a curated record